This is a messenger RNA of Closterium sp. Yama58-4, 2085 nucleotides long. The record is from the annotation of a GenBank genome assembly. Lineage: Eukaryota; Viridiplantae; Streptophyta; Zygnematophyceae; Desmidiales; Closteriaceae.
AUGCAUCAAACGCCUCAAGAGUUGCUCAUUUUAACUCCACGCUUUCCGCGUCACCCACGCUCCUCCCCACCGUCUCUCACACACCUCCCCACGCACACGCCCACGCUUCCCUUCGCCGUCGCCAACGCGUUCCGCCACCGUCGCUCACGCGUUCCCUUCCCUCCUGCCUUCCCCCAUGCAUCCCCUCACCGUCGCGCGCGCCCUCCUCCACCUUCCUCCACGCUUCCCCAUACCGUCGCUCGCGCCUUCCCCCACCUUCCCUCACGCGCGCCCCGCUCAUCGCCCACACUUCCUCCCACCGUCGCUCUCGCUUUCCCCCACCGUCGCCCACGCUUUCCCCCACCGUCGCCCACGCUUCCCCUCACCGUCGCCCACGCUUCCCCUCACCGUCGCCCACGCUUCCCCUCACCGUCGCCCACGCUUCCCCUCACCGUCGCCCACGCUUCCCCUCACCGUCGCCCACGCUUCCCCUCACCGUCGCCCACGCUUCCCCUCACCGUCGCCCACGCUUCCCCUCACCGUCGCCCACGCUUCCUCCCACUGUCGCCCACGCUUCCUCCCACCGUCGCCCACGCUUCCCCGCUCAUCGCCCACACUUCCUCCCACCGUCGCCCACGCUUUCCCCCACCGUCGCCCACGCUUCCCCUCACCGUCGCCCACGCUUCCCCUCACCGUCGCCCACGCUUCCUCCCACUGUCGCCCACGCUUCCUCCCACCGUCGCCCACGCUUCCCCGCUCAUCGCCCACACUUCCUCCCACCGUCGCCCACGCUUUCCCCCACCGUCGCCCACGCUUCCCCCCACCGUCGCCCACGCUUCCCCUCACCGUCGCCCACGCUUCCUCCCACCGUCGCCCACGCUUCCCCGCUCAUCGCCCACACUUCCUCCCACCGUCGCCCACGCUUUCCCCCACCGUCGCCCACGCUUCCCCCCACCGUCGCCCACGCUUCCCCCCACCGUCGCCCCCUCUUCCCCCCACCGUCGCCCACGCUUCCCCCCCCACGUCGCCCACGCUUCCCCCCCCCGUCGCCCACGCUCCCCCCCCCCGUCGCCCACGCUUCCCCCCCCCGUCGCCCACGCUUCCCCCCACCGUCGCCCAUGGCAGGUGGUGGUGCGGCUUUGGAGCAGAGUGUUGGGCGCCCAGCCAGGGCAGCGCGUGCAGGCGGGCAGCAAGGAGUGCAGUGCUGCAGGGGGCGGGUCGGGGGAGGCGGAGCGGGGAAGGCGGGGGUUAGGGAGAGAGGGUGCAGGGAUCCUCCUAUCCCCCUUAUACCCUGCCACACUCUUACCACCUGCCCUCCUCCCUUACUCCGUUCCGUGGGGCCCCCACGGUCGUCCUCCUCUCCCUCUCUCUUUCUCCCUUCCUCCAUCUAUCCCACACUCUCUGCCUCACUACCCUCUUUCCCCUGCUCCCCGUUCUCCCUCCCUUCCUCCUGCCCUCCCUUCCUGCCAUUCUCCCUCUCCUCAUCCUCCCUCGAUCCAGUCCCUCUUUCCAUUUCCAUCUCCUACUCGCCGAUCCUCUCAUCCGCCCCUCCUCUCUUCCGCCCACCCUCUCAUCCGCCCAUCCUCUCAUCCACCCAUCAUCUCAUCCGCCCAUCAUCUCAUCCACCCAUCAUCUCAUCCGCCCAUCCUCUCAUCCUCCCUUCCUCUCAUCCUCCCUUCCUCUCAUCCUCCCUUCCUCUCAUCCUCCCUUCCUCUCAUCCUCCCGUCCACUCAUCCUCCCUUCCUCUCAUCCUCCCUUCCUCUCAUCCUCCCUUCCUCUCAUCCUCCCUUCCUCUCAUCCUCCCUUCCUCUCAUCCUCCCUUCCUCUCAUCCUCCCUUCCUCUCAUCCUCCCUUCCUCUCAUCCUCCCUUCCUCUCAUCCUCCCUUCCUCUCAUCCUCCCUUCCUCUCAUCCUCCCUUCCUCUCAUCCUCCCUUCCUCUCAUCCUCCCUUCCUCUCAUCCUCCCUUCCUCUCAUCCUCCCUUCCUCUCAUCCUCCCUUCCUCUCAUCCUCCCUUCCUCUCAUCCUCCCUUCCUCUCAUCCUCCCUUCCUCUCCUACUCCCUUCCUCUCUUCCUCUCUUCCACCCUCUCCACUACUCUCUGCUUUAG